CGCCAAGCGAUGCCGCGUGUUUGGCCCUUGGGUACCAUUGCUGCGGGUUUGCAACUCCAACGUCGCACUCACGGGACCGCUGCGGAACCACGCCGAAUACAGAAACCGGGCCCGCAAGAACCAAGCAGAGGGAACAGGGCAUCCAAGCCGAAACCCGGGGAAAUCCAUCUAUCCCUCACAGCUACCGACAUGUGCACCAUGUAUAAACGCCCGCGCUCGCUUUGCCGGGGCUGCCAAGACAGGCCGUUAUCCAGAGUCUCAGUCGGCAGACUUUCGAAAGAGAUCCCCAACAACAGCAGUCUCCCAUCCAAGUGCAUUUCACACCAGACCACGCCAUGAAGUCGUUCGCCGCUGUGGCCUUGACGGCCCUGUGCACGGUGCAAAACGUCGCGGCCCACGCCACUUUCCAGGCCCUCUGGGUCGACGGCGCUGACUUUGGCGGACAGUGCGCCAGGCAGCCCGCGUCCAACAGCCCCGUCACUAACGUGGCCUCGAACGACCUCCGCUGCAAUGCUGGGUCGUCUCGCCCGGCCGCCAAGUGCGCCGUCAAGGCCGGCUCCACCGUCACGGUUGAGAUGCACCAGCAACCCAACGACCGCUCAUGCGCCAGCGAAGCCAUCGGCGGCGCGCACUACGGGCCCGUUAUGGUGUACAUGUCCAAAGUGGCCGACGCGACGACGGCGGACGGGUCGGGCGGGUGGUUCAAGAUCUUCCAGGACACGUGGGGCAAGAACGCGACGGGGGCGUCGGGCGACGACGACUUCUGGGGCGUCAAGGACCUGAACAAGUGCUGCGGCAAGAUGAGCCUGGCUAUACCCGCCGACCUCGCGCCCGGCGACUACCUGCUGCGCGCCGAGGUCAUCGCGCUGCACACGGCUGGCUCGGCCGGCGGCGCCCAGCUGUACAUGACGUGCUACCAGAUCUCCGUCACCGGGUCCGGCUCCGCGACCCCGCCCACCGUCGUCUUCCCCGGCGCCUACAAGGCCGCCGACCCCGGCAUUCUUGUCAAUAUCCAUGCUGCCCUGGCGACCUAUGUCGCUCCCGGCCCGACCGUCUACGCUGGCGGCUCGACUAAGAAGGCUGGGUCGGCCUGCUCCGGCUGCGAGGCGACUUGUGCUGCAGGGGCCGGCCCGUCCGCAACGGCCAGCACCGUGAGCGUGCCACUGCCUACUGGAGGUGGCGGCGGAGGUACGGGCGGGUGCACUGUGGCCAAGUAUGCUCAGUGUGGAGGGAAUGGGUACACUGGCUGCACCACCUGCGGUUCGGGCGCCGUAUGCAGCGCCGUGUCGCCUCCGUACUACUCCCAGUGCGUUUAAGUUGUCUGGCAUUCGCUGUCAACCCCGGACCCGAGGUUUGUCGUUAAGAAUGAUGCCAGCGGCGAAUGAAGGACUUGGAAUCCGAGGGAGGAAAUUUCACUACACUGUAAAUAGUUAUUGCCACUAGUUGGUAAAUAAGAGACGAAAUGAGCAUUUUCGAUUAUGGACGUUACUUGCUUCCUUUUACUCUUUGUCUUGUGAUUUGAACGUGUUACGAAGUAUUAAACGUUAAAAAUUGACCUAUUAGAA
Molecule: messenger RNA, 1565 nt
Organism: Lasiosphaeria miniovina
Lineage: Eukaryota; Fungi; Ascomycota; Sordariomycetes; Sordariales; Lasiosphaeriaceae
Product: glycosyl hydrolase family 61-domain-containing protein
Exons: 3
Coding region: 336-1316 (326 amino acids)
Biological process (GO): carbohydrate metabolic process
Cellular component (GO): extracellular region
Molecular function (GO): cellulose binding
Source: RefSeq, a predicted model, not a curated record